Molecule: messenger RNA, 2897 nt
Organism: Trematosphaeria pertusa
Lineage: Eukaryota; Fungi; Ascomycota; Dothideomycetes; Pleosporales; Trematosphaeriaceae
Product: serine/threonine-protein kinase-like protein CLA4
Exons: 3
Coding region: 173-2734 (853 amino acids)
Biological process (GO): intracellular signal transduction; regulation of MAPK cascade; protein phosphorylation
Cellular component (GO): cytoplasm
Molecular function (GO): ATP binding; protein serine/threonine kinase activity
Source: RefSeq, a predicted model, not a curated record
UGUUCGCAUGACUGUCGCCGAGUAAGUAUUGUGCGAAUUCGAGCCGUCAGCCCACUCCGCAUGCCCCUAUGCAACGCCAGCUAUUUCCGGCCAGGAAACCAGAGCCGCUAUUUGGUCACUGCCCGCCUCUAUUCACGCCUUGCAGUCAUCGAGCUAAUCACGGCACGCCAGAAUGUAUUCGCGCGAUCAAUUCAUGAACCCCGGGCCCGCACCGCGGCCUCCCACCGACCGACCCCGCCUCAACCUUACCCCAAAUACUAGCAGCAAUCUGCCAGGAAACAUGGCUGGCUUAAGCCUACAGUCGCCCGCAUACAACAGCGGCUACAGCAGCAAUAGCUCGACAACUUCACUUGUGCGGACGCAGUCGGAAAAGAGCUUGUCAACAACCUCGGUGGUGAAGGAGGGUAACGUCAAGGUCAAGGACGAGGGCCUGUUCAAAUCCUUCGUCUGGGCAGACCGCUGGCUUGUCCUCCGCGAAUUCGAGCUGGCCUUCUUCAAGAGCCCCAAUUCUAACAAGGUGGCAAAUACCAUUCAGCUUCGGGAUGUGCUUGGCGUUGAGCGCUCAGAUACGCAGCCUCUGUCCUUCGAGAUCACCCGCUCGUUGAACCCGAACAAAGGCUCGUCGCCGCCCCGUGACGGACCCACGAAGAUUAUCACCUGUAAAGUCGAGACCGACGACGACGUGUAUUCCUGGAUAGACAGCAUCUAUCAGCGCUGCCCCAGCAUGGGCGGGGUGAGCAACCCCACCAACUUCACUCACAGAGUACACGUGGGCUUCGACCCGACGAGCGGCGCCUUUGUUGGAUUGCCAGUAGAAUGGGAGAAACUUCUUACCGCUUCUGCACUCACCAAGGACGACUAUGCGAAAAAUCCCAAGGCUGUUCUCGAGGUGCUAGAGUUCUAUGCCGAAAAGCUCGUCAAACGAUCCGAAGAUCCUCAGCAGUAUCCCAGCCUUACUCCUACUCCACCAGUGAGUGCUGGAAUGGAGAAGCAGCUCGGCUAUGGCGGCGGUGGAAGCUCCAUUGCACCGCCGCGCCCGGCACCUCCAAAUGGCUUCCCUCGAAAGGACAGCUACAGCAUGUCCCGCCAAAAUACCCCGCCCGGGUCUGGAUACGCAACGCCGCAGGGUGGUAUGCAGCAAGAUCCCCGUUACGACGAACGCCGCCGAAUGCAAGAGCAAGAGAUGCGGGCACGUGAGCAACAGGCGCGAGACCGACAGAGAGAGAGGGAAGAGUAUGAGCGACGAGAACGCGAGGAUCUUGCUGCAUAUAACGCUUCCUUGCCGCAAAAGAAACUCCCAAUGGCACAACAAGAGAUCGGCGGCGCCCUCGAGGCGCGAGACUCCAGCCCAUCAGGUCAGCAAUCUCGCUAUAACCCAAGCCGUCCAGCUCCAUCCACCCCAGGUGCUCCGAGGAAUCCACAACAACAACCGCCCGGUUCCCUGCGCCAGAUGGCCGCUCAACGACCUGCCCCAUCCGCACCGAAGCAGCAGAACGGCGGCGCUUAUGGCACAUCGCCGCAGUCUAAACUUCCCAUGGCUCAGCAACAGCGGCCGCCGGUGCAACCAAACUCAAGGUAUCAAAAUUCCGCCAACCAGGUACCGCAAGCCCGGCCCGCCAAUGGUCAGCCCCAGCAACAGAAGCAGUACCAAGGAGCCGCUGCACCUAAGCCGUUGAACGUCGCUACCAAGCAGCCUACAGGUGCGCCCGUGAAUGAUGCUGUGAAAAAGGCCGAGCAAGCUCUCACUAGCAAGAAGGAGGAGACGCCUCGCAAAGAUGUGCGGAUGUCGAGCAUGUCUGAGAGCGAAGUCAUGGCCAAGCUUCGGGAAGUCGUGUCGAAAGACAGGCCUUUGGACUCAUAUAACAAGCAGAAGAAGAUUGGUCAGGGUGCCUCCGGAUCCGUCUAUGUCGCCCGCAUCCGCGAAGGUGCCACCUCCCCGAUGGCGCGUAGAAUUCUUCAAGAGAACGGACCACGGGCCCAAGUCGCAAUCAAACAGAUGGAUCUACGCAACCAGCCUCGCAAGGAGUUGAUCGUUAACGAGAUCAUCGUUAUGAAGGAUAGCAAGCACCCUAAUAUCGUCAACUUCCUGGACGCGUUCCUACAAGAAGAGCAGUCAGAACUCUGGGUGGUCAUGGAGUUCAUGGAGGGCGGAGCUUUGACAGAUGUCAUCGACAACAAUCCCUCAAUCAGCGAAGAUCAGAUCGCUACCAUCUGCUUAGAGACAUGUAAGGGUCUGGAACACCUCCACAAUCAGAACAUCAUCCACCGAGAUAUCAAGAGUGACAAUGUGCUGCUCGAUGGACGAGGCAAUGUCAAGAUUACUGAUUUCGGUUUCUGCGCCAAGCUUACCGAACAGCGCAGCAAGCGUGCGACCAUGGUAGGAACUCCGUACUGGAUGGCUCCGGAGGUGGUGAAGCAGAAGGAGUAUGGCAACAAGGUCGACAUCUGGUCAUUGGGCAUUAUGGCGAUCGAGAUGAUCGAGUCGGAGCCGCCGUACUUGAACGAGGAACCGCUCAAGGCCCUGUACCUCAUCGCCACCAAUGGCACUCCCCGCCUAAAGAAGCCAGACAAGCUGUCCAAGGAGCUCAAGGCCUUCCUCUCCGUCUGCUUGUGUGUGGAUGUCAAAUCGAGAGCUAGCGCCACGGAGCUGAUGAGCCACGAUUUCCUUAAAAGUGGAUGCAGCUUGGCUAGCCUAGCGCAGCUGCUCAACUUUAGGAAGAACGGAAGUCACUAGAAGAAGUUUUCCAGAGCUUUUAUCCAACGUUUCCGCUUUUGGACUUGAUCGAUACCCUUUCCAUACAUACACUUCGCUCGACAUUUCUUCGUACCUAGGCAUUGCGCAACAGGCAGGCGAGCAGGCGGGCAUCUUGGCAGCGCGGAUUCCAAGACUUUUACUU